Messenger RNA from Paraglomus occultum, 1461 nucleotides. The record is from the annotation of a GenBank genome assembly. NCBI's taxonomy places the organism in Eukaryota, Fungi, Glomeromycota, Glomeromycetes, Paraglomerales, Paraglomeraceae.
AUGCCGAAACUAAAAAGCCGUCUUACUCGUAGGGAAGAGAAAGGCCUUGUCGAUGUCGAUUCUAUCCCCAGUACUCGCUCUGAUUUUCUCUUACUCCUUUUAGCGUCUCGCAUAUUGUAUCGUAUCCAAGCAAAAUGCUUUCAAAACAACGGAAUAGUUUGUGCCGACAUUAUACAAAUAACGCAGAGAGAGAUCGAGCGCAUUCCUCUAGUACUCAAAUUAACAGAACAGUCAAUUGACAGCAGAAAUAACAGUGUGCAGGAAUACGAUGCUGUUCCUUUUAAAAAGCGUGCCGUCGAUUACUACAAGCAAUUAGCUACGACAAACAUGCCGCUAGAGACGAUGCGAAUUAUGUUGACCGAUGAGAUUGCAGUCAGGCAACGAUUUGGAGAGACCUCAUAUAUUCGACGUAUAUACAAAAAUUUGAUUACAUUGCUGGAUGAUCUAAUUAACUUCUUAUCUGUGAACAAUAAAAGCAAUAACUAUGGUAAUGAUGUAAGCCUAUCAUCAACAGGCGCUAAUAAUGUAAGAGUCGAAUCAGAUAUAGACCGAGGCCAUUCGAUUAAUGAACAUAAGAAAUGCAACUUUCGCCCAGUUUACUUUGCAGACAGUUAUCUUCUCUGUACUGAAGGAUCAGAUGAUGAGAAAUUGUCCAUGGCGGCUCAUGUGCCUCUGCUCUGGUUACCAGCUUUGACUAACGGCGAUGAGGUGACGCAACAGACUGUCUCUGCGUUUGUAUUGAGAAAACGUAAGGGAUUCGAAGAGGAUGUUGUGUUUCGAACCAGAUUACAACGUAUGAAUUUUGUACAAAUUUGGAGUAAGCAAGAACGUACCAAAACAAAAGAUGCUAACGAGAGAGUAAUGGACAGGAGGGGAAGAUUUAGCGCAGAUAAUUCGGGAGGGAUGAGGAUAACGUCCGACAAUUCGUCCGAUAAUUAUACAAAUGAUCAGUCGAGUAAACGUAAACGCACAAGUGAAGCGAAUAUGAAUUUACUCAAUCGAAUAUUUGUGCUUGGUGAUGACGAGAUUGAAGAAGAGUUGAAAUAUAUUGCUUUUAAUAAGAAUAAGAACAGUAAUAAUGGGAUCAAUGCUGACAAUGAAAACGACAUUCAUAUUGACGGCCGACUGCCAACCGUAACAACGUUAAACUUACAAGUGCAAGACGCUUCAUGUAACAUCAGGCCACAAUCUGAUAUGAAUCAGAAUUCGAAUCGAUAUGUCGAUUUAUCAAUCAAUUCGGGUUAUCAGUUUCCUUUAAAUAUGGUUGCUGGUAAUUUUUCAACAUUAAAUGAAGGCAACUCUAACGCGUUAAACUCGUCCGUCAAGUCUCCGUUGUUGCCAAGGUUCAACGCACACUCUGUCAAGAACAUCCAGUCUAAUCGUCCUUGCCAUAAACUCAACUGUCAUUAUAGUUACAGGCAGUUGUGUCCUUGCGUUAUAAAACUAAAUCGAUGUCAAUAG